AUGCGGGGCCUGGAGGGGCCGGGCCGCCUCCGACCCCAUGGCCUCCUGGGGCAGCGGCUGGGCAGCCUCGCCAUCUUCACCCGCGACGACUUCGAGGGCGCCUGGCGCCGUGUGGCUCGCGGCGGCUUCGGCCUGCGCUCCAGGUGCAGCGAGUCCGCCGUCAAGGCCCCCCCAUGCCUUCAGCCGGACGCCGCCAGCUGCCAUGUGGAGCUUCUCAUUGAAGAAGCAGUCAAAAUGGAGAAGAUCAAAUUUCCGCACAUCAUGUCCAUCUACGUGUGCGGGGAGCCCCUGGACAUGGUGAUGGAGUUCAUGGCCAGCGGCUCCCUGGAGAAGAUGGUGCCCACACACAGCCUCUCCCGGCAGCCCAAGUUCCACAUCACCCCUGAGACCAGCCUGACCUUGAGGUUUCUCCAUAGCAUCAAGCCGCCCCUGCUCUACCGGGACCUCAAGCCAGGCAACCUCCUUCCAGAGAGCAACAUGUAAGGUAAAUGCCCGAUUUCGGACUUUGGCCUGUCCGAGUGGAUGGAACAGUCCAUCCAGAUGCAGUACACGGAGGGGUCAGCGCUGUGGGGCACCGUCAGCUACAGCCCCCCUGAGAUGUCCCUGGAAGGUAUUAAGGCCGUAGGACCUAAGUACGAUGUGCGCAGCUUUGGGAUCGUCAUCUGGGAACUCCUCACUCAGAAGAAACCGUAUUCAGGCAGGAGAUGCCUGUCUCAGACGAGUGGCCCGGUGAGGCUGCUGCUAGCUCAUGAGGUCCACGUGGACGGCCCGAGUGCCUGCGGCUACAUGCUCCUCCUCAUCGCCACGCAGGACCAGCAGCCCAACCUCUGUGCCCUGCUCCUGCAGCACGGGGCGGACGCCAAGCUGGCAGAGGAGGACAGCUGGGCCCCGCUGCCCUUUGUAGCCCAGAGCGGUGGUGACAGCUCUGCCUCCCACCCCCCGGACCACGGGGGCCCAUGUGGGUGCCCAGGAGCAUGAGGGUGGAUCCUGCCCCACCUAGCCACACAGAACACCUCUGAGAAUGUGGCACGGCUUCUGGCCUCCCGUCAAGCUGACCCCAACCUGCGUGAGGCCGAGGGCAGGACCCCUCUGCACGUGGCUGCCUACUUCGGCCACGCCAGCCUGGUCAAGCUGCCGACGGGCCAGGGGGCCGAGCGAGCCCAGCAGAGAAACCUGAGGAUGCCUCUGCCCCUGGCGGUGGAGCGAGGCGAAGUGAGGGCCAUCCGGCACCUGCUGAAAAGUGGGGCAGCUCCUGAUGCCCUUGACCGGAAGACAGCGGCCACCAGGGGUAAGUGCCUGGCCUGGGAGGUGCUGCUCAGGGACGGGGCCGGCUUUGAGCUACUAGGGCGGCAGGGCUGGACCCCCCUGCACCUCGCGGCCUACAAGGGCCCCCUUGGAGGUUGUCCACCUACUGGUAGAGAGGCAGGCGAACGUGGGAGCUCCCAGAGGCUUGAAGGGGACACCCUGCACCUAGCUGCCCACCACGGGGAGGAGCUGGUGGCGUGGGCGCUGCUGUGGUGUGACGCUGACCCCAGUGCGGCCAUGGGGAGCUGGACACCUCUCCACCUGGCCAUCCAGAGGGGUGUCUUCCUGAGCAUCCUCAGCCUCCUGGAGCACCACGCAGAUGCCCCUGCCCGCAGCAAGACCAAGGCGUGCCACGUCAUUGUCGUCACCUACGUGACCAGUGUCCCAACCCCCAGCCAGGGCUCUGCUAUGGAGAAUGUGCAGUUUGUGCGGCUGUAG
Messenger RNA from Mustela erminea (ermine), 1743 nucleotides. RefSeq names its product ankyrin repeat and kinase domain containing 1 (gene ANKK1). Gene Ontology annotation, molecular function: protein binding; ATP binding; protein kinase activity. NCBI's taxonomy places the organism in Eukaryota, Metazoa, Chordata, Mammalia, Carnivora, Mustelidae. Gene Ontology annotation, cellular component: cytoplasm. Gene Ontology annotation, biological process: protein phosphorylation; regulation of cell cycle process. The record is from RefSeq and is a predicted model, not a curated record.